UCUGCACUCAAUGCCAUCUGGGUGACAGAGGAGAUGGAGCACUCCCUGGAAGUGGAGUGGGAGAACCCACCAACAGAUGUGGAUUAUUACAAGCUGAAGUUCAGAUCCCUGGUGGAGAUGGAUGAGAAGCAGGUCAUGGUGCCCAAAAGCAAUGACCCUAAGAGCAGACACAUCAUGACUGGCCUGAAACCUGGCACAGAGUACGAGGUCACUGUCAUACCUGUGAAAAACAAUACAGAGGGGAAACCAUCCUCAGUGAGUGGUAGGACUGGAAUUGAUAGCCCAACCAAUGUGGCAACUGACCGAGUGACAGAGGACACAGCCACUGUCUCAUGGACUAAAGUUGAGGCUCCCAUAGACAGGUACAUGGUGAGAUAUACCUCAGCUGAUGGGGACAUCAAGGAAAUAGAGGUGGGGAGUGAAAAUUACAUCCUCACCUUACUGGAUCUGAAGCCAGGCAUGGAAUAUGUCAUCCACAUCUGGGCAGAGAAGGGACUCCAGCGGAGCAGGAAGGCAAGCACCAGAGCUGUGACAGAAAUCGACAGCCCAGCUCACCUGGUGACUGACCAAGUGACAGAGGACACAGCCACCAUCUCCUGGGACAGGGUCCAGGCUCUCAUAGAUAGGUACAUGGUGAACUACACCUCUGUUGAUGGUGACACAGAGGAGAUGGAAGUGGGAAAGAAUGAGACUACCACAACUCUGACAGGACUGAAGCCUGGCAUUGAAUAUGUCAUCUUCCUCUGGGCAGAGAAGGGAACCCGGCAGAGCAAGAGGAUCGGCACUGAGGCAGUGACAGAAAUGGACAGCCCAAAGAAUCUGGUAACUGACCAAGUGACAGAGGACUCGGCCACUAUCUCCUGGGAUAGCAUCCAAGCUCCCAUAGACCGGUAUAUGGUGAGCUACACUUCUGCUGAUGGGGACACCAAGAAAAUAGAAGUGGGGAAGGACAGGAGCAUUACCACCCUGACUGGACUGAAACCAGGCAUGAAGUACACCAUCCAUCUCUGGGCAGAGCUGGGAAGCAAGCAGAGCAAGGGAGUGAGCAUUGGCACGCUGACAGAGAUUGAUCCUCCCAAGAACCUCCGUGUAUCAGGUGUGACUCAUUCUACCGGCGUGGUUACCUGGACUCCUUCUGCAGCACAGAUUGAUGGCUACAUUCUGACUUACCAGGGUCGAGAUGGCAUGAGCAAGGAAGUACAGCUGAGUCCUAGAGAACAACAGUUUGUGCUGGAAGGACUGGAACAAGGAGUGAGGUAUACCAUCCUUGUGAUGGCCUAUAAGGGAGACCGCCAGAGCAGAAAGACAGAUAGUGCCUUUUCAACAGUUAGCUUUCUCUACCCAUAUCCUGCGGACUGCAGCCAGACGCAGCAGAACGGAAAUGCCUCCAGCGGCCUGUACACCAUUUACCUGAACGGGGAUGGCAGCCGGCCGAUGCAGGUGUACUGUGACAUGACCACUGAUGGAGGCGGGUGGAUAGUGUUUCAGAGGCGGAGCACUGGCGAGCUGGACUUCUACAAACGCUGGAAAAAUUAUGUGGAAGGCUUUGGAGAUCCCACUGGGGAAUUCUGGCUUGGUCUUGACAAGCUGCACAAUCUCACAAGCAUCAGCCCCAUCCGCUAUGAGCUCCGGGUGGAUUUGCGAACAGCCAGCGAAUCUGUCUAUGCUGUCUACGACUUCUUCCAGGUUGCCUCGAGCAGGGACAGAUACAGGCUGUCGGUGGGGAAUUACAGAGGCAAUGCUGGGGAUGCAAUGACCUACCACAAUGGCUGGAAGUUCACAACGUGGGACAGGGACAAUGAUGUGGCUCUCAGCAACUGUGCUCUGACGCACCAUGGCGCGUGGUGGUACAAGAACUGCCACUUGGCCAACCUCAAUGGGAAAUAUGGGGAGAGCAAGCACAGCGAGGGGGUGAAUUGGGAGCCAUGGAAAGGCCAUGAAUUCUCCAUCCCUUUUACCGAGAUGAAGAUCCGUCCUCAGUCUUCCAGUAAUGAGCCAAUCCUGGGGAGGAAGAAGAGGUGUCUAUCAGGGAAGAGGAAGAAGAUCAGGGCUUAAAUCGAACUCUGUGCAGGAACAGUACCCAAA
This is a messenger RNA of Fulmarus glacialis (Northern fulmar), 2085 nucleotides long. RefSeq names its product tenascin N (gene TNN). Gene Ontology annotation, molecular function: protein binding. Bases 34 to 2055 code for a protein of 673 amino acids. The record is from RefSeq and is a predicted model, not a curated record. The transcript has 12 exons. Lineage: Eukaryota; Metazoa; Chordata; Aves; Procellariiformes; Procellariidae.